Messenger RNA from Ruditapes philippinarum (Manila clam), 4988 nucleotides. RefSeq lists its product as uncharacterized. The record is from RefSeq and is a predicted model, not a curated record. NCBI's taxonomy places the organism in Eukaryota, Metazoa, Mollusca, Bivalvia, Venerida, Veneridae. Bases 372 to 2969 code for a protein of 865 amino acids. The transcript is spliced from 6 exons.
AAACACGCAUUUUAUUUGAUCAAUAUUUCUCAAUAUUUCAUUUAUAAGUAUGUUUAUAAAGGAAUUUUAUUAUCAAGCUAUCGAAAAGGCGUGUUAUCAGUAUAAAUGCUCGGGUAAGGUACGGAUUUUAAUCAAGUCAAUAAAAUCCCGAAGUACUUUCGCUUUCGGUUUAAUAAUAGUUGUUGACUAAGUAUUCAUAUAAUUUUACCCUUAUAAGCUAAUUCUUAUUUCAUUCUUUACGGAAAAUGAAUUUUUUCACUUUACCGAGGAAAAGGUGAAAAAGGUAAAUUCAAUUGAAUGGAACGUUAUGGCUGUUCUUUGAUUACAACGGAGACUUACCACAAACGUAGAUUAAGGAAAAUAAAGUUGUGAUGGCUGACCAGCUGAACGAGGAUUCGAAUAACACACAUCAAAAUCUGUCGUUAGGAAGACAACAAACAGCGUCGACACAUGAUCAGAUACGUCACCAAUCACCCCAUGGGGAUGUUAUUCAAGGAACGUUAUUACGGAAAUACUGCCGGGUUUGCAAAGACAACAAAUGUAAAUUGGAUGGUUAUAAAGUAGAAACAUUACUCUAUAUUCCAUUGGCUAUACGGUACUGUCUCAAGCCUGGUGAAGAAGACACUAAAUUUAACACUAAUUUUGAGUGUAACCUACAUGAAUAUAAUGUAUGGCAGUAUUUGAUGAAUUCCCCUCGCCAAUGUUCCAAAUUAAGCACAGCCUUCUCAAAUGGUAACCAAAGUGUUACAAUUCUUCCUAGCUUCAUGGUAGCCAUAAAUGUAUCCGUCAUUGACAAGGAACAAGCUAAAGAGAUUACAGAACAAGUUCUGAAAUAUGUUUUCAACAAACUAGGCCAAAUACUUGACGUGGAGGAAGUGAGUGUACUGGACGGCAACAUUAAAGGCAGUGUGCAAAAGCUAAAUGUAAUAUUUGACAAGGAGGUAGCGCAUGCUUCAAAAAUUGGAAAACGCAUUUUUAUUGUAUACCCACAUUCUGGAAAAGAAUGCGUUGAUAAAUGUCUUCGAGAAUACAAAGAUGAUUCACGGCAGAUAAUAGUGACGCAGACUUUUUGUCUAGACCGAGUCGUUAAAAGGUUCCCAACAGAGAUUAAUCGUUGCUUGAGUAAUCCAAGUAUAUCAUAUACUGUUGAAAGUGUUGAUAAUCAGUCUGUUUACACGUUGUCAGGUCCUGAAAGCCUGGUUAAAUCUGCUAUUGGGAAUCUUAGUUUAGUGAAAGAAAAUCUUAAACAGAACGAUCUUAAAUAUUUAACAAGGAGCAAAAUAAAUGGUUUGAAACAUUUAAAUGUUGAAGACGGUAUAAAUGCUCAUCUCGAAACAAAAUUUUCGAAUAUUGUUGUUGAGCAAAAUAAGACAAGUUUGUGUGUUUACGGUCUAGAGUCAAACAUGCUGUCAGAUGCAGCAAACUUUGUAGAACAAUUGAUAGUAGACCGGGUUCAACAAAUUGAGGGAAAAACUAGAAACCAGAUAGAAAGUAUAAAAAGACAUUUACAGGGCAAAUUUCAGGGAAAGAUAUUAGUAGAUACAGAUGAAGAAUCCAGAUUGUAUUUAUUUGGACUUAGACCAGAUGUUGAUGAGGCAUGUUCUGAACUUCUAGAAAUACAGGAAGUUAGAAAGUCAAUGGGUUCCAGCACACAUGACCGAUAUGACCCAAAUAGAGAUAAACAUGACGAGAGUACCUGUCCAAGAUUUUCCGAGAGAUACGAUAUUCGAAAGAAAAAACACUUAGCAUAUUUCCAAAGAUUCUUUGAAAAAAUAGAAAACAAUUACGAGGUCAAUAUUUCUAUAAAUCCGGAACAGUUUUCUUUAAAAAUUAACGGUUCAGAAGAAGGUGUUAAAUUGGCUGUAGAAUAUAUACACAAUACUGAACAAAAACUCAUAUUUGAUAGUUUCGUUGUUUCAAAGAAUACAGCCCUUCAAUUUUUUGAAUCAGAAUCAAGCAAACACUUCCUUCGCAGUAUUGAAGAGGAGUCAGAUGUUUAUCUUCAAAAACAAAGCGAAAGGAUAUUUGUCGGUGAGAAGUUGCAAGUGACAAAGACGGAACAUAAUAACAAUAAUAAAUGGACUGUUUCUGAUGGCAGAUCUUUAUUUGUGGAACAGAGUAACAUUGAAGAAGCGAUAGCCAGUGUCAAGGUUAUACCAUCUACAAGUGAUAUGAAAGCAGGAGUGCCAAUUGUCAAAGGCCAACAUAUUGUCGACUUGAGGUUGCCAGCUUGGAUUGCCGGUUUACAUUCCGAGUUUGAAGAUUUAAAAAAAGAGCUGAAGCAAAUAUUUUAUGAACUUGAUAGAGCUAACGAAAACACAGUGCUGAUAUCAUUAAAACCAACACCGGAAUGGACAUUUGAUCAGUUGAUGAAUUGUACUGCUAAAUUCGCUGUCGAAUGGUUAUUGACAAGUACUAGUGCAAAACCAACCAAAGUAAUGUUGUGUCCAGAUAAACGAGAAUUUGCAGUCACAGAUAAAUUUGUGGAUAAAUGCGUUGCAAAUUUCAUAUCAGCCACCCAGAAUAAAGAUGAGCUGAGUGUAACAGUUUGUCAAGGAGAGCUAGACAAGACAAAGGUUGAUGUACUGGUAAACACAACAUCUGCUAAUUUGGACCUUUCUAAAGGUAAUGUUUCAGCAGCUCUUUUGAAGACGGCCGGACGUGGGCUUCAGAAAGAAUGUCACAGAAAAUAUGUUAAGGGUUUACGGCAUGGGGAAAUUGCAGUUACUGGAGGAUAUGAUACAGGAUGUAGGAAAAUAUACCAUAUGGCACUGCUACCGUAUUCAACAAAGGACAGUAUAGAGGUGGUUUGUUUUGUGCUUUAUUUUGCAUUCUAUUUAUUGUCCAUUUAUAGCGAACGACAGACGAAGAAUUGUCCAUUUAUUUUUAAACUUAUAAAUGUAAAACUACAUACUUCAUCAAUAUUUUUUAAAUUUCUUUUUAAGUUCCACACUGCUUUGCACAGGUGAUUAUGAACCAGCAGAAAGUAUUCUUAGGAAAUAAUUUGUGUUCAUAUUAAUAAUGAUCAAAGUUUUAUCAUUAAUUAAGGCAUGAUAAUGUAAUAAUGUUACAAAGUAACAAAGCACACCUCCAGGUGUUAUUUGAAUAAAGAUAUUAAAUACUGUGUCGAUCAGUUAAACAUUCGUAAAACAUAACAAUAAAGCUAUUAACCUUUUCCAAAGGUACCUAUAUAUUUUUGUUAUAAUUUGCAUUAACAUUUAGUGUAACUUGAAACUGGAAGCAUGCAAUGAUUUCAAUGUAUUAGGAUGAUCGAUAUACUUAUGUAUACGUCUAAUAAAAUAUCUGUUCUGUUUUUAGCUCACCUGAGCACAAAGUGCUCAAGGGUGAGCUUUUGUCAUCACUCUGCGUCCGUCGUGCGUCCGUGCGUCGUGCGUCCUUCAAAAAAUGGCGUCAAACUUUUCAAACAACAUCUCCUCCUAAACCACAUGGCCAAUUGCAACCAAACUUUACAGAAAUGAUCCUUAGGUGGACCCCUUUCAAAGUUGUUCAAAAAUUUAAAUUCCAUUAAAAACUCUGGUUGCCAUGGCAACCAAUAGGAAAAACUUAAAAAAUCUUCUUUUAAAAAACCCUAAGAGCUAGAGCUAAGAUAUUUGGCAUGAAACAUCUUCUAAUGAGUGUCUACCAAGUUUGUUCAAAUCAAAGCCCUGGGGUCAAAAUUAGUCCCGCCCCAGGGGGUCAUUGAUUUUCUCUAUAUGCAUAUAGUAAAAACUUAAAAAAUCUUCUUUUAAAGAACUCCUCAGAGCUAGAGCUAAGAUAUUUAGCAUGAAACAUGUUCUAAUGGGUGUCUUCCAUUCCAAGUUUGUUCAAAUAAAAGCCCUGGGGUCAAAAUUGGCCCAGUCCCAGGGGGUCAUUGAUUUUCCUUAUAUGUGUAUAGCAAAAACUUAAAAAAAUCUUCUUUGAAAAAACCCAAAUAGCUGGAGUUUAGAUAUUAAGCAUGAAACAUCUUCUAGUGAGUGUCUGCAAAUGUUGUUCAAAUAAAAGCCCUGGGGUCAAAAUUGGCCCCGCCCCGGAGGUCAUUGAUUUUCCUUAUAUGACAGUGUAUAGCAAAAACUUAAAAUCUUCCUUGUAAAACCCCAGAUAGCUAGAGUUUAGAUAGUAAGCAUAAAACAUCUUCUAGUGAGUGUCUACAAAGUUUGUUCAAAUAAAAGCCCUGGGGUCAAAAUUGGCCCCGCCCCAUUGAUUUUCCCUAUAUGCAUAUAGUAAAAAAUUAAAAAAUCUUCUUUUUAAGAACCCAAUUGUAACGAUAUCAGAUACUAGUUUAACCUGCAUGAUUAUUUUACCUUGACCUUUAUAUUAUCAGUACUAUUCCAUUAAUGCUUGAAUGGGCAGUUCUUAUAUAUAGACAGGCGAUUCCCGCCACUAGCCAGUUCUGAGAUUAAACUUGAUAAGCUCACACCUGUGUUCUUACUUCAAUCUAUUCACAUUUGUGAAUUACUGAACUCCGUAUCCAUAAUAAAUAUACGUACAUAAAUUACACAAGAAAUAUUACAUGGUGUCAGAAGAAAAAAACGGAUUAAAAAAAAAGUGAAAAAAGGAUUAUAAAGCUCUCAUAUAUUAUAAACAUUUGUUAGAACAAUGGAGGGAAUUCCACCGCCGAAUAUAAAUUGGGAUAGUACCAAUUUGCCAGACGAAUGGCACAAGUUUGAAGAGCAUGCAAAAUUAAUAUUCAACGGCCCGUUACUGGAGAAGAGUGAAGAGCAGAAAGUCAGCUACCUAUUAAUCUGGGUAGGAAGCAGGGGCACAGAAGUCCGCCAAACAUGGGGUGAUAUAUCAGCAGAAGACCAGAAAAAAUUAGAAACCUAUUACACACGGUUUCGAAAUUAUGUACAGCCAAAACUCAACCCCAUCUUUGCCAGGUUUAAAUUUUAUAACGAAACGCAGGGUUCAGACAACUUCGACUCUUUCCUGACACGACUACGGAUAAGGGUUAGAGAUUGUCAAUUCGACAAGCCGGAAGAAAUGAUCCG